Molecule: messenger RNA, 423 nt
Organism: Striga asiatica
Lineage: Eukaryota; Viridiplantae; Streptophyta; Magnoliopsida; Lamiales; Orobanchaceae
Source: the annotation of a GenBank genome assembly
AUGAUUUCCAUCAUCAUCAUCAUCUUCAGUAACGGAGACCUUUUCGUACCCUUUGGUAAGCUCCUCCGCUCGCCGGGCCUCCAACUCCCAAUCCGUCCUGACCAAAACCACCACCAUCGUCACCAUACACGAGGCCUGGGCCGCCAGAAGCCCAAACCACAGGCCUUCAAAUUCCCCAACUCACAAAGCCCAAUUACCGGCAAGACCAUUGACGUCAGCGCGAUAAUCUCCUCAUCCCGCGUGAACAUUCCGGCCCACACGUUCCUCACAGAAACCGCGAAAAACAGGGCCGAUAUCCCGAGCCCGAAACUGCAUGCAAGCCCGACUAUAGCCGCGAGUUUCGCCUUAUCGGGCCUUCGGGCCCCGAUCUCGUUCCCAACCCUCGUCGAGACCCCGAAGCUCAGGGAUGACGGGAAAAUAUAG